Tetrahymena thermophila SB210 is the source of this 747-nucleotide messenger RNA. Its product is annotated as LITAF-like zinc ribbon domain protein. Lineage: Eukaryota; Ciliophora; Oligohymenophorea; Hymenostomatida; Tetrahymenidae. The record is from RefSeq and is a predicted model, not a curated record. Gene Ontology annotation, molecular function: zinc ion binding. The transcript is spliced from 2 exons.
AAUAAUAGAUAGAUAAAUAAAUAAUUCAAAGAGAAGAAAGACAAAACCUUUGAGAUUUUAUAAAUACGAGUUAUUAUUCUAAAUUAUAAUUAUCAAAUAACAAAAAGUAUCAAAAAUCAAUAUAUUAGUAAAAACAUCAACAAUACACAUAAAAUGAAUCAAAAUUAUUAAUAUCAACCUUAUGGAAGGUUAAAUGAAACUGAGGAUAAUAUUCCUCAAGGAUAGCCAGUUGAAAGCCAAAACAUAUAAAUGGCUCGUAUGUCUUAAACUCCUUAACAACCAAUAUCAAUUCCAUAAUAAAUUCCAGUUUAAUAAACUUAUCCUCAAAAUAUUCCUCAACAAUACAACUAUCCUCCUCUCCCAUAAGGAUAAUUAAGCUCUCCUCCCUAGAUGUAUGCUUCAAAUCCUGCACCAGUGAAUCCUUAUUCCCAAAUGGGUUAAUCAUAGGUAUAAGUACAAAAUGUUGCUCCUGUUUAAUAAAAUUUUGCCAUGCUACCUAUUGUAAACCAUCCUACUUCUAGACAUCCUCAAUAAUUAUACUGUGCUAAUUGCAAGUAAUACACAACUACAAAGGUUGCUCUUAAAAACGGAUCUGGAGCUUACAUUGCUGGUGGUGUUAUUGCAGCUUGUGGUUUCUGGUUAGGUUGUUGCUUAAUUCCUUGUAUGGUUGAUGAUUGUAAAGAUUCAGUACACUUUUGCACGAGAUGCGGUAGCAACCUAGGUUCAAAGAGAUUCUUGUUUGAUUGA